CAUUCAUCACCGACAUAGAAAGACGAAAUACAUGCUGUCCGAUAUCCGAUGGAUUGGAUGAAAUUCGUCUGAAAAGCUGUCACGGUGGAAUAAGGGAGGAUCCUGUGAAUAAAUAAGCACCAAAGUGUCCGGAUAGGGUUUUUGAAACCGUGUUUGAUUGAAAACACCCCUCUGUUGGACGUUUGAAGCAUGCGGCGCACGUCUGGCUGGAAGAAGUUGAGCAGCAGAGAGAGCUUGGAAGGAUGCAGGGAAGAUGGCGAUGAAUGUAAAGAACAGAGAUGCUUUUUAUUCAAGUGCUGACUAUUGCAAUAUCUACAGCUCUCAGCCUGUUAACUAUGGAGAUUGCAGUCAUUAUUUCCCUCGGAUGACAGGUCCAGACCCAGUUCUGAAGCCGCCUCUUAGUUUGAUGUGUCAGCAGCCACCUCAGCCCUUCCAGGCCAUGACUCCGACUCAGAACCUCAGACCUCCACCCGUGAUGAUGCCUCCGGACCCCUUGCAAUUCGCGCACUGCACUCCUCUAGCCGUAAAGCCGCCCCCUCACCUCCAGAUGCCGCCCAACCCACCCAUCCCAGCACCUCCCGUCCUCAGUCCAAAGCCCCCUGAGGAAGAUGGUCAGGCAGUGGGUGCUGACCAGGAAGCAACUCUGGAAGAGCUUUGCAAGCCUUUGUACUGUAAGCUUUGUAACGUCACUCUCAACUCUGCCCAACAGGCUCAGGCACAUUAUCAGGGGAAAAACCACAGUAAGAAGCUGCGUAAUUUUUAUGCUGGUAGCCAGCAGCCACCUCCCAUUAGAAUACCAGAGGUAGUAGAGCCUGUUUCCCAGCAACCCUCAGCCACUCCACCCACAGAUUCUGCAAAUGUGACUGCCAACCAGCCACUCUCUAAGGGCGCUAGCAGAGUCAUACUGGCCACGGAAAACGACUACUGCAAGCUGUGUGACGCUUCCUUCAGCUCCCCUGCUGUGGCCCAGGCGCACUAUCAGGGCAAAAACCACGCCAAAAGACUGCGGCUGGCUGAGGCGCAGCAGAACGCCACGUCCUUAGAGUCGUCCGACGCUCAGAGACGGCCCCGGAAAGAAGGGUACGAGUACAGAUUAAUGAAGAACCGCAGGGCUCAUAUCAACACUGCCAUGCCAGGCCCUUACUACAACCCACGGCCGAGGCAGCGUAUCCCGCGAGACCUCGCGAUGUGCGUCACACCCAGCGGCCAGUUCUACUGCUCAAUGUGUAACUCGGGUGCCAGCGAGGAAGCCGAGUUUCGUCUUCACCUGGAGAGCAAGCAGCACAAAAGCCGAGUGUCCGAGCAACGUUACCGUAGUGAGAUGGAGAAUCUGGGAUACACUUAAGAGGCAUCCAAUGUGUGAUUCCAAGAUCCUGAAGAAAUAAUCUUGCAAUUCUGCAAGUAGCCACUUUUGUUUUAAAAUGGAAAAUGACAUUUUUUAUGUUUAAUUGUUUUUAAUCUAGAAGCAAUUUAUGAGCUUAAAUUCACACACACUGCAGAGCAAAAGUAGCUUUUGUGCCAGACUGAGAGGAACAUUAAUUGGUGGCAUUGAAAGUUUGAGGAAGCUAUAUUUAAUAAGGGAUAUCUAAAGUUUGAAAUGCUCAUAAUUAUUAUAAAAAUUAUUAUUUCUAAUUAGCAUGAAAGUAGUAAAUUCUUAUCCUAGAUCACCUUACAAAUACAGUAUUAGUGUAUACUGCAGUGUUGUGGAUCAGAUACUUUCAAAAUGGACGUAUGUAUAUGUCUAUCAUUUUUUAUUAUAAUUUAUUUACUUCUAAUUACUAAAAUGACCUCUAACAUUCUUUGGAGAGGUUCUCAGCUAUUUUUUGCGUGCAAUUGAUGCCUCAAUAAGGGACAAAUCUAUCAGUUUCCUAAACAAACAGAAGUGGUAAUCCUACUCACUCUGAGCCGUAGAUUCACUGUGUUUCUUCAGGAGCUACAGAACGCACACGUUCAGUUAAGAGACUGCAUUACCAGGAGAAUCCACACCGCAGGUCUCCGGCGUGCCUGCUGAAUGUACUGUGAAAGCGAUGACAAUAGAUCUACCCCCGUCUGGCUUUGCACACCACACGUUUACUAGAUGUAGUGGGAGAUUUUCAAUCUAAUAAGCAUCAUUUGGUCUGUUUUGGGGUGUACAUCUGAUAUUAUUAACUAGCUUGCUUCAGUAUGAAAUGAUUUGGGUGAUUGUUGUUUAUUUUCAUCUUGGAUUAUCCCCAGGGAAUCUCUCCCCACACUAAAGGGAGAAAUGGAAAACAUGGCUAUUUUUAAUAAGGUCUGUGCCGCCCAUGCCCCUACCUCACAACCCUCUGACUUGUUAGUAUUCAAGUUGGCCUACCAAAGCUUAUCUGACAAAAAUAAUCAAUGAACCCCUUAGCUUUAUAUCAGUAUAAACUAAAAUCUAUUAGACAUUUUUGCCUCCCAUAUUUACUGAGUAAAACGUAGGAGCUGUUAAAGUCACCAUGAAACGGAAGUAGCGAAGCGAUAGUCUUCUCUUCUCUAUUGUGACGUAUAUCCAAGGGAAAAUGGCUUCUUGAACAAGAAAAAAUGUUGGGUGGAACGUGAUUUUGUCCAUUGGGAAUUAAUUAGAUGGCUGUGGUUUGCUAUUGGUCGAUUCCAUG
Messenger RNA from Megalobrama amblycephala (Wuchang bream), 2615 nucleotides. It is a transcript of the gene zmat3, whose product is annotated as zinc finger, matrin-type 3. The coding region runs from base 254 to 1345 and encodes 363 amino acids. The record is from RefSeq and is a predicted model, not a curated record. Gene Ontology annotation, molecular function: zinc ion binding; nucleic acid binding. The transcript is spliced from 7 exons. Lineage: Eukaryota; Metazoa; Chordata; Actinopteri; Cypriniformes; Xenocyprididae.